This is a messenger RNA of Gallus gallus (chicken), 5371 nucleotides long. RefSeq names its product family with sequence similarity 60 member A (gene FAM60A). The coding region runs from base 2436 to 3212 and encodes 258 amino acids. The record is from RefSeq and is a predicted model, not a curated record. Gene Ontology annotation, biological process: negative regulation of cell migration. Lineage: Eukaryota; Metazoa; Chordata; Aves; Galliformes; Phasianidae. The transcript has 7 exons.
GCUUUGCGCCGCGUGCUCCUCGCGCGCGGGUCCCGCCGGUCGGGGGCCGCCCCUCCCGGCCCCGGGCGGCGGAAAGUAGGUCGGUCGGCGGCCCGCCCGGGGGGGGGCCUUUGUUCGCGGCCGGAGCGCGGCGCUGCCCCGCGCGGUGCCACGCGGUGCGAGGCGGAAAGCGGCCCCGAGCCCGCUGCCGGGCUUCGGCGCCGUCGGCUCCUUCGUCCUCUCCGCGUUCCGACCCGGCUCCGCUCUCAUCCUCGCGCGAGCGCGUGCGGCCGCGGGAUUUAAAGGGCUCUCCGCGGCGCCCCGGGCCGGCGUUGCGCGCCCGCUUCCGCGACCCCCGAGAGAAGCCGGGCGGUGCCGCGCCGAGCGCCCGCGGCGCGCGCGUGUCGGGCCGGCGGGGGUGCCGCGCACGGCCGCCGCCGCGGCGGAGGCUGAGCCGUGCGCUCGGGCGCGGACGCCACGUGCUCGGCGCCCGAGGUGGGGCUGUCAGCCCCGCACGGCGCACGUGCUGCGGAAAGCCCCUUGUCGGCGGGGCCGGCUCGCUGUGUGGUCCGCGAUUUUCUUAAAACUGAAGAGAUGACGCGAGCCCCGGAGCGGGCGCCGCGCCGGACGGCUUUGUGCCGGCGAGUCCUUGGGGGCAGCCGAGCGUUCCGGGCUGCGCGGUGAGCUGCAGCCGUGAGGGAUUCAGACGCGCCUCUGGGCUUGCGGCGCCGCGCUCCUGCAGGAAGCGGGCGGUGAGCUCCUCGGCCCGUGGGAAAAGUUCCUCCCUGCCCCUCUCCCAGCCGGGGGGGAUCUCUGGGAGCUCGUGGCCGUGUGCAGCUCUCCCUGUCAGAAGAAAGCACCGCUCGCUGCUGAGGAAGACGUUAAGAGUGCUGGAGCGUUCGCCCCGGCUACAUUAAACAGCGUUAGAGCUGCGACGGUUUGCUUUACUUGUGCAGAGCAACCGUGUCACUGAAGUGCUUUGCUCUGAUUCUCGACGCAGCUUCUCUUAAAUCCUCGGGGCGAGCCGUGCGUGCAGCUCCGCUUCUGAGCCCGCUGUGUCCUGGAGCUGCCCCUAUGGGACGGUCCAGAAGGAAGCAGCCCCUCGGCCCGGGCUGGGAGCGGUGGCUCAGCAGAACGUAGGGCUGGGACUCCAUUUCGUGAGCUUUCCUCAUCAGACGCGUUAACCUCUCAAGAGAAUAAAACCUGCUUAGUGUCUUGUGAUCCGAGCGUCCGUGAUGCUCUUCCAGCAGCAGGUGGUUGCUGGCAGCGCCUAACAGCUGCACUGCACCCGGAUAAGCAUCAGAGACAGAACUCAUGGAGCAGCUCAGGCUUUCCUCGCGGGGCUCCUGCUUAGGCUGAGCGUGGUUUUAGUUUUGCAAUAGGAGUUUCGGGGGGGGGAAGUCCUCUUUGGAAAUGGAAUGUCUGCAGGUGGGACAGGUUUGGGUUUUCUUUUCUCCUUAUGCAGAUCUUACUGAUUACUGUUUUCAUGCUUUGGCCUAUCCCUUCUGGAGCGGUAACCGCACAGCAGUGUGCAGGAACGCCCAAUCCCUCAGCCUUUCACUCUUUUUCUUUGUGUAAAUGGAUCAGGUUUGCGUUUCCCAUAGCAGAUCAGCAGGUCAGCGGGCUCCUCUGCAGCUUGGCUACCGACAGUUUCAGUCAGGGUGGCUGUGACCUAGCUUGAGUACUGUGGGAGUCUUAAACAAGGAAAAGCGAUGUCUGGUUUAAUUUCAGUGCGGCGUGGGAGUCUCUGCCAGUUGCGUCUGUUAUGCUGAGGUCUCACUGCUGCACGACGGUAGCUGCAGACAGGACGGCUGUAAGAGCUGCCUCACUGAUUUAGCUGAGCUUAUCAAGUUAGAGCUCUGCAGGGUGCUGCUUCGUCCUGGUGUGCCUGGAUUGUAGCAGUGGGCGAACGCCGCUUCGCUUCCAGUAAAGUUUUGGCCAGAGAGAGGAAGGGAAGCAGAGAGGGAAAAUAUGAGGAUAUAGGGGGCACAAACAGUACAGUAUGUGAAAUUCUAGGGUUCUGGUUGCUGGAAAUCUGUCGCUCUGGUUUGAGCUGUAAGGACAGAUGUCAGUGUUUCUAAAUAACAGAUUUCUGUAAAUGUGAUUUUUCUGUGGUCCGAUUUAUAACUUCUAUUCCUAAGUUUCUUUUUAGACCACGUAAACAGGGAGGUAUGUUUGCAUUGAGUCUGUGGUACAGUUCUGCUCCUCUGCUCUUCCGUCCUACAGCUGAUUUCCAGCAGAGAUACAGGAGAGAUACAGAGAUUCAGGAGAGAGACAGGCCUAGGAGUUAUUAGCUAGGCAGGCCCUUCCACUUCUGGCACCCCGUGCUGCUCUGGAAGUGUUACUCGUGUGUGUACAUGUGCCUGGGUGUAUGCACUUGCCAACACAGAAGCCAGAGUAUGUGUAGCCUUUCUGUAUUUCAAGGUGCUGGGAGCUUUGGGUUGCACAGAGAGUGAAUGAUCCAGACCAGAGCGAGGAGACGGGAGAAGAGAGAGGUGUGGAGCAGUCAGACUGGCGUCCCUUGGCUCUUCUGUAACGUGGCAGGCUACAGCUGGGACGAAAAGAUGUUUGGCUUUCACAAACCGAAGAUGUACCGGAGUAUAGAGGGCUGCUGUAUUUGCAGAGCCAAGUCUUCCAGCUCUCGUUUUACUGACAGUAAACGCUACGAAAAGGAUUUCCAGAACUGUUUUGGGCUCCACGAGGCCCGCUCAGGAGACAUUUGUAAUGCCUGUGUCCUUUUGGUGAAAAGAUGGAAAAAAUUGCCAGCAGGAUCCAAAAAAAACUGGAAUCACGUGGUAGAUGCCAGGGCCGGACCCAGUCUGAAAACAACACUGAAACCAAAGAAAAUGAAAACUCUCUCUGGAAGCAGAAUAAAGAGCAAUCAAAUCAGCAAGCUGCAAAAAGAAUUCAAGCGGCAUAACUCUGAUGCCCACAGCACCACUUCAAGUGCCUCCCCAGCUCAAUCUCCCUGCUACAGCAACCAGUCUGACGAGGGCUCUGACACAGAGAUGAGUGCUGGGUCCAGCAGAACACCGGUUUUUUCCUUUCUAGAUCUCACGUAUUGGAAAAGGCAAAAAGUCUGCUGUGGAAUUAUUUACAAAGGGCGUUUUGGGGAAGUCCUCAUAGACACUCAUCUCUUCAAACCUUGCUGUAGCAAUAAAAAGUCUGCCACUGAGAAGCCAGAACAAGAAGGACCACAAUCUCCAGCAAUCUCUACCCAAGAGGAGUGGUGACUUCCUUGGAGAGCUGCAGACAGUUACACAGAUCCUCUAUUCUCUGGAAAAAUACUAGAAAAGUGACUCUGUUCACAUUGGACACCUGCUAUGCUGCCAAAAGACUAUUCCCUAGAAUUGUUUUGGGUUUUACUGCUACAAUUCCACAAACUCUGAAGCUAGUUUGUAUCCUUUCAGAAAGACUGUACAUAAUAUUUAAGAUGCUAUGGAACACUUAGUGAAGCUGAAUGCUGCUGCAAGGUUGUCCCUCUUAUCUUUCCCUCCCACUCCCUUCACAAGUGAACUUGAGGAUGGGGUUUUGUAUAUUAAAGUGUAUGUAGUUCAUCUUUCUGUAUUGAAAGAAGCGGUGGAUGUAAGGGUUUUUAUUUUUUUAAGUUGGUUGGUAACCUCCCUUAAAUCCCCAAGAAAAUAUUUCAUUCUUUGACACGUAUGAGAUGAACUAAUACAUAUAAAUGUUGUCACCUCUCUGGUUGUAUAAAUAUAUAUAUUUUGAAGGUGUGGAGAUCUCACCCUAUACUACUGACUUUGUAAGAAAGACAGAUAUGUGACAGACUGUUGACUGCAGACAUCUCUACUGUAAGUGAUAGCUAUCUGAAAAAGCCUCCCAACAACAGAUACUCUUAGGGAAGGGGUAGGAGCACUUCCCUUCCCAGCUAAGAAGGGAGGAGGAGGAGGACUGGAGGACUUGCCUGAGAACUGAACACAGUGAAAUGGAUGGGGGACUCUUUUGUUGUUGUUUUUAACCUAGCAGCAGACCCUCUGGGCUUUGUGUAGAAACUGACCGGUGAUUAGAGGAGGACCAAGAAAACAACCCAAUGCCCAAGUUAGGUGUAGACGAUGGCCAAAACCAGAUAACUGCUAUAUCUCUUGGCCCAGUGCAGCUAAAAUGUGACCACAAAAAAAGACUUCUUGCUGGUUUCAGGCUUGACAUAGGACCAAGCCACUUGCUAAGCAAGUUAGGCUCAGGUCUGGGGACACAAUCUGAUUCCAACCUGUGGUUUGGAUUUACAGUGCUUGUUUUGGAGCCUCGCAGCUUCUCACCAGCAGAUCAAGGCUUUUGUAAAUACUGGACUUCUAUUAGGAUUGGUGCUGUGCUGAAUAGAGGCAGCUCUGUUUGCAUACGUGAUUUAAAGAUGCUGUUUCCUCCACAGAUUCCCAGCUGAACUUGUGUGCAAACCAGUGCGAUGUACCUUCAAACUCCACUUUGCCUUUAGGGUGAUAACAGCUUCCUGGAGGAGUGUGCUGCAGUUUUAGUUCCCUUUUGAUUCAUGUUCCUUUAUGAAGGUUUAAUUUGUGUAACUUGGGAAUUAUGCUUUCUUUGUUUGCUUUGGGGGGAGGGAAGGGAUUUUUCUUUUUACUCUUUCUGGGAUGUUCUGCAAUGGAUGCUACAAGCUUUCCUUGUUGUGUGAGUCAUCCGUAUAAAACUUUGGUGGGUAGGGCUUAGGACUGGAUUUUUGUGUAAUCUCACUUCCUGAAAUGGGAAUAGUUAGCAAAUGAAAAUAUAGGUAGGAAAGGAUAUGCAGGAUUUAAGAGGAGCCUCCAUCCUCAAAGCUGUUUUUUCCUUUCUCCCUUCUGUUGAGUAGUCCAGCCUCUGAGGAGAGGACAUCAGAAGAAGGCUUUGACUUAUCACAGCCUUACAUCUUAUAGCUUUCAUUGCUCUCUUAUUGUGUUGUUUCUUUUCUAAGCUCCCUGAGAUUCUGAAGGGGAGACAAAGCUAUAUGCCUUGCUUUUCAUCUGCAACCAAAUGAGUGGAUACCUGUAUAACUGCCUAACGAGGUUGGUCAUGUCUGAUAAGGGCUUGAGCAAGAGUACUGGCUAUUUUUGCAGACACCUGCCUUUAUUGGAGUUCGUUUUCAGCAUCAGUAAUUCUGUACACCUGAGGCUGCAGUACUGAUGAUAGGUUGUGCUCUGAUACGGAUCAUCUCUUCUUCUGUAUUUAUUUAUUUAUUGCUAGAUUUCAACUGCCAACUGCUUCCCCCACUCCCUCCCACCUGUUCCAUUCCUGGUAGUAAUGCAGAAUGAACUGUAUGUAGUCAUGCACUUUGUAUUAAUGUAUUAGAAAUCUAUGGAACCUGUUUUGUACUUUUAUACUGUUCAGACACUUGUAAUCCAAACUUUUUUUACUAGGGUAAUGAAUAAAUUUAGACUUAUUUAGAAAA